UGUGACCUCCUUCACAACACACCCGGAUCUCAGCGCCGCGACAUAUCUUAUCUCAGAAAUUAUUACAGGGAGGUUUAAGAUCCUCUCGGACGUAGUUCACAGUCCUCCCCUGACUAUAUGGGAUAUGUCGGUUUAAUGGAAAUAAUGCGUUGGAAUUAGGAAGAUGAAGAAUGUUCAUUGAAAGGAGAGCUUGUUGAUCUCACGCCUGAUUCAGAGGCAAACCCCAAUCGAUCAUCUCUGUUUACUGAACGUCACUGCUGGACAAACAAAAGGGUUAUCUGCCCCUGACAGGCGACAAAUGUCCGCGGGACAGCCACGCCUUCACAGUGGAUGAAAUCGGCUUCAGUAGGAUUUCCUUUGGCUGGAUGAAGAUGGCCGAACUGAAGGCGAAAAUAGCAGAGCUGGUUCAGACCUACUUGUAUGAUGGGUGGCCUAUAUGACGCAUGUGUGACACUGUCUGCAGACCUACCUGCAGUGUGACACUGUCUGCAGACCUACUUGUGUGACACUGUCUGCAGACCUACUUGUAAAAUGGGUGGUCUAUAUGAUGCAUGCGUGACACUGUCUGCAGACCUACCUGCGUGACACUGUCUGCAGACCUACUUGUGUGACACUGUCUGCAGACCUAAUUGUGUGAAAAGUGGCUUAUGUGACGCAUGUGUGACACUGUCUGCAGACCUACCUGUGUGAAACUCUCUGCAGACCUACUUGUGUGAAACUGUCUACAGACCUAUGUGCGUGACAUUGUCUGCAAACCUACGUGUGAAACUGUCUGCAGACCUACGUGUGUGAAACUGUCUGCAGACCUACGUGUGUGACACUGUUAGCAGACCAUCUGGUGUGAAGGCUCCGCCAAUCAGAAGCAUGUGGCGACUGCCAAUGAUGCUUCGUCUUUGCCCCAUCAAGAGAGGACACAUUGGUACCUUGAUAGUCAUCUUCUCCCUGCAGUUCCUGGUGCUGCUGCCGCUAAUCUGCCACGACAUGCCCUUCUCUGUCUACUUCAAACUGACAACAGGGAGAACCGAAGCAUCCAAACAAGCUGUUUUACUGAACAGAGACAGGGUGAAAAGGGCCCGACGCUACAUAGAGAACACUUACACAGACAACCCUGGGUACUACGCGUCCAUGCUAGGAAACGGCAACCAGUUGUUCCUGGCUGUGGCCCUUCUGACAGUGAAGAGGACUGGAAGUGAUGAUGCCAACCUAACCAUGGAAUACCUUUUACAAUCUGCUGCAGCUCUAGACCAAUUCGCGAAAAGUGUGGAAUUUAUGGGCAGGACGUUUGUAUUUGUCUGUAACGUUGAUUUGAAACCUCUCUCGCACAAAGACGCUGUAGAUCUCAAGGAAUAUCUCCCAUUUACAGAGCGAUAUGGAUCUUCAAACUUCCACGCACGAGACUUUAAUGUCCCCAACAACAAUACACUCACCUAUAAACAAAUACUUCACAAAGAUGUGUACGAUAAAGAGACGUAUGACUAUACGUACUGCAUGCGAGUUGCCCAGUCCCUUGGAUCCAGGUAUAUAAUGAUGGUUGAAGAUGAUGCUGUCGCCCACAAAGACCUCGCCCCAGUGCUGCACUACACGCUAGAUAACCACUUUGGCUCAAAUGCAGAUCAGCAGCAAAAUAAGAGUUUCGCUUAUCUAAAACUGUACUACCCUCAGAGGUGGCAAGGCUUCGCGAAUGAGUCGACUCGUCUUCUUGACCUCUUAAGUAUUGGUUGUGUUGGUGGGGGCUGUUUUGUCUUCAUCCUGUACAUAUCUACAUUUGUGGUUCGGGGAAGAGUGAUGGUGAAACAGUAUGGGUGGUAUUUCCUCAUAGGGUUGGUCUUCACGAUGUUUACUGCCAUUGCAGUUGGCCGACAAAACGUCCUUGACCUGAGGAGAGUGUCAAAACACUUGUAUCAGUUCCGUCCCUCUCCGGGGUGCUGUACACAAGCCAUGCUUUACCCCGCCCACAUUGUGGGGGCCCUUGUGUCUCACAUGGCUACCGCAACUCCCGGCACCCACACCGACCUUACCAUCUACGACUUCACGCGGACCACGGGCAUUCCGGCGUUUCAGUUGGAGCCGAACUUGUUCUACCACGUGGGUAUGCACACGUCACUGAAGAUGGGUAACAAACGCCCAGAGGAGUUCCUGUUUCAUAUAUGAUGAGUGAGUGAAUUAGUAUAGUUUUACGCCGCAGUCAGCAAUAUUCCAGCUAAAUGGCAACGGUCUGUAAAUAAACAAGUCUGGACCAGAUAAUCAAGUCAUCAACAGCAU
Messenger RNA from Haliotis rubra (blacklip abalone), 2262 nucleotides. Its product is annotated as post-GPI attachment to proteins factor 4-like. Gene Ontology annotation, cellular component: Golgi membrane. Gene Ontology annotation, biological process: GPI anchor biosynthetic process. Bases 865 to 2151 code for a protein of 428 amino acids. Lineage: Eukaryota; Metazoa; Mollusca; Gastropoda; Lepetellida; Haliotidae. Gene Ontology annotation, molecular function: glycosyltransferase activity. The record is from RefSeq and is a predicted model, not a curated record. The transcript is spliced from 4 exons.